ACAGCUAAGGUUGUUGUUGGGGCAACUCCAGGGGGAUUAGUGUCUUAUGUCUCAGAUGCCUAUGGGGGCUCGACAAGUGAUCGCCAGAUAGUGGAGAGAAGCAAUUUGGUGGCUUUAUGUGACCCGGGAGACAGUAUCAUGGUAUACAAGGGUUUUAACAUACAGGACCUUUUUACUUCUAAAAAUGUAACAGUUAAUAUUCCCACAUUUUUUAAGAAUAAAAAUCGUUUGUCAGGCCAUACCAUUAUGAAAGAUGGAAAGAUUGCAAGUAAACGUGUCCAUAUUGAGCGAAUUAUU
Lottia gigantea (owl limpet) is the source of this 297-nucleotide messenger RNA. RefSeq lists its product as hypothetical. NCBI's taxonomy places the organism in Eukaryota, Metazoa, Mollusca, Gastropoda, Lottiidae. The annotation marks the transcript as partial. The record is from RefSeq and is a predicted model, not a curated record. The transcript has a single exon.